UGUAUUGAUAUGUUAACGAGCAUUAUUGUUUUCGGCUACCACCAUUUCUACCUGUGUUUUGUUAUAUCGAAUAUAACCAAUGAACACGCUUAACAAGUAAAGCCGCUUCUACCGGCAACACCAGACUUUUAUUUGGACCGUUUGAACAGCCUUCGUCAGUCAGCAAAAAGUUUAUAAAUAACAGCUUUGUGGAGUGAGCUGCGUCUUCCCGUCCAGCUCCGCUCUCCGCCCCCGCGGAUCGUUCCAAAUUCCUCGGUGCAGGCAUCAGGUUCCUGGGGGAAUGGGCGGAGAGUCGGCCGUAAAUCCUGCUGCAGAACGCGAAGUGACGGAGUCGGAAACGUGUUACUGCCCCCAAAACAUACAAGGGGCUUUUUGGAGUUUCGCAAAGGCUGAAGUUAAUUUAGGAAUGACGAUGGAUUCGUUGCCGGGGUGAUCCGGGGGCCGUUCAGCCUUUCCUGGAAGUAGGAUCGAGCCCUCGCUUCUUCUGGAGCUUUCGGGAGGUCAGAUGGCAGACCGGCGGAGUGGUGCGGCCGGGGCGCCCGAUCAAGGCAGGACGACGGCGGCCCGAGCGGCUGCUAUAGCCGAACUUUUGCUUCUGGAGAUCUCCAAUUUACUGGAACUUUAUAGCAAGCGGGAGACCUUCACUGCUGAUGUCAUAGCUGGGGACAGUCGUUUGGUGUCCGUACCUCCUCCGUCCUCCCAGCUGGACACCCCGGACAAGCUAUGGCGCUUGCACGCGGCCCUGAUCCAGUGCCGAGGCCUAAUGGAGAGAGCCAUUGCCAAAGAGGAUGAAGAGAUGGGCAGUGGGACGGGGGAGUACGAGACCCUGAGGAAAAUGGUGAAGGAGAGGCUCUCGUUUCUCAUAAACAUGACUGGAGAACUUGUCAAAGCUGUAGACGGCCCGGCGAUGAUGAUGCCAAGUUUGAAUGACAGCGUAGAGCCGGACAGCCUGACCCUUUUUGAGCUGAAGCUGUGGGUGUUCCGCGUCUUCACAGAAGUGGACUACUGGGCCAAGACGGCAGUCACCAUCUUGCAAGCGCUCCCUAAAGAGCGAGUCAGGACCACUCGCCAUCGGAGUACCAGAAGCUCUCGCAGAUGAGCUUGCAUCGUCGCGAGAGAGCAGUGUUUACAGACAGCGAAAAGGUCGGUGCUCAUGGACAGUCUGCGGCUGGAUGGAUGCAUGGCUUGAGGAGCCGACGAUCAGAAGAAAGGGAGCGUCAGCACAGAGCACCGAUGCGUAUUUGGAACUGGGAGUCGCGGCUUGGAAUUGAAGCGGAUUUACAUGGGACAGGAGACGAGAGCCAAUCUCUUUUUCAUUAAUGGAUGCUAGAGCUUCUUGUUGUUUUCAAGCUUAGCUUGUAGCAGACGUGUGCACAUUUCAGCAUGCCGUCUUUGAUCCACUGAUUAAAAGGACACUUUUGAUUCACUCCUCAUUCGUCUAUUACGGCUUCAAACAACAAAGUGAAUGGAGUAAAAGAUGGCACGACUGUCUGUUUUAUGUGUUUUGUUGUAUUAUUUUGUCAUUUUAUGUUAAGUAUUCUUUUGAUAGCGGCGCGGGCACCCGCAGCGGCUCCUCUUGUUGUCUGUUUUCUGUUUAAGAGGGAGGAAAUUUCAUCUGUGCUGUAUGUUGCAAAUGUGUUGCACAUACAGCACAUUUGACAAUAAAAAUGUACUUGACUUGACAAGAAAUAAUGAAGUAAAGUACAGGUACAUCCAAUUUUUAGUAUAGUGGCAAAAUAUUUGUACAAUUUUACGGUUCGAAAGGUUAUUGCUGGUGCAUAUUCCAGUUCUGAAGGUAAUUCCCAGCAGGGUUGGGGUUUGGUGUUUGCUUUCGUAGUUUCGCCCACCGAGGCCUACAAACUGAACUGUUGAUAUCUUGUCACAUAUUCAUCUUGAAUAUUCACCAAUCAAACCCAAAUGUUUUCAGUCUAUAGCAAAAGUGAAUUGAUCCUACUGUUACAGUACUUUUUGGAGUGGACACAGGCCCGCCCUUUAUUGAACCCCUUUCCACAAGU
Molecule: messenger RNA, 2015 nt
Organism: Hippocampus zosterae (dwarf seahorse)
Lineage: Eukaryota; Metazoa; Chordata; Actinopteri; Syngnathiformes; Syngnathidae
Gene: cntf
Product: ciliary neurotrophic factor
Exons: 4
Coding region: 506-1099 (197 amino acids)
Biological process (GO): negative regulation of neuron apoptotic process; ciliary neurotrophic factor-mediated signaling pathway
Molecular function (GO): ciliary neurotrophic factor receptor binding
Source: RefSeq, a predicted model, not a curated record